This is a messenger RNA of Didymodactylos carnosus, 1015 nucleotides long. Lineage: Eukaryota; Metazoa; Rotifera; Eurotatoria; Philodinida; Philodinidae. The record is from the annotation of a GenBank genome assembly.
AUGUGUACUUCACAAAUUCCCACGAAACAAAGAGCUCUUGUUUGGGAGAAUGUCGGUGAUAAACCAUUUGAAUUCUCUACUAAUGCACCUGUUAAACAACCAAACGAAUUAAAAAAUAAUCAAGCUUUAGUUCAAGUUUUUGCAUCUGGUCUAAAUCCACUUGAUAGUAAAUUAGGUAGCAGUAAUUGGGCACACGUUGAACUUCCUGGUGUACCCGGAAUCGACAUAUCUGGUAAAAUUGUUGCCGUCGCUAAUGAUGUAACAGAUUUUAAAAUUGGUGAUGAAAUAUUUGGUUCUAAUACAGUGAAAUUAUGUGGUGCUUUUCAAGAAUACGCGGUAAUAAAUACGGAUUAUUUUAUUAAAAAACCUCAAGGCGUCACUCAUGAACAGGGUGCUGCGCUAGGUCUGUCAUAUCUCUGUGCUUUCGAUGGCCUUCAUCAUGUACAAGAUAAAUUGAAAGCUGGUGCAACAAUUUUUGUGCCUGGGUAAGUUUUCAGAAUACGAAAAAAAGGAAUUUCUAUGUCACCUGUUCGUCAAGAAAUUCUAACCAAUUAGAUCGUUGAAGAUGAGAUGCGCAUAAAAUUUAGUGUGAACUUGAUUCGACUCAAACCGAAACUUUUUUUCUCAAAAAAUUAACAGAUUAUAAUAAUAGGUUGAAAAAGAUCCCGUUUUCCACUAUUCAAGUAAUAUUUUAUCGUAAAAACCCUGAAGUAAUGCUAUUUUAAGUAAAUGUUGAUGAUUUUACGGUAAAAGUAAGGUGCCAAUAAUUCAAACUUACAGGAAAAUUUUUGUUUUGAACUUAUUAUAUACCAUUCGAUAGAGUUUUCCAAGCAGAUCAAGAAUAUGUAGUUUUCAAUUUUCAAGACUUUCUCUUCUUCGAAAAAGUUAGAGUUUUCGACUUGGGUUUUUAGUUGGAAUGUUCAAACUAUUUUUUUUCUUAUUCAGCGUUAAAAGUUGAAUUAAAAAAUAAUAUUAAAUCCAUUUCGAAGAUAAAUCCCUGUUCACAAUGGGCGUU